Molecule: messenger RNA, 11871 nt
Organism: Cyanistes caeruleus (blue tit)
Lineage: Eukaryota; Metazoa; Chordata; Aves; Passeriformes; Paridae
Source: RefSeq, a predicted model, not a curated record
CUCUUCUCAUUGCAGGAUGAACAGUUUUUAGGUUUUGGUUCAGAUGAAGAAGUCAAAGUACGAAGUCCCACCAGGUCCCCCACAGUUAAAUCUAGUCCACGGAAACCUCGCGGGAGGCCCCGGAGCAGUUCUGACCGAAGUUCAACUGUACUGUCGGACUCGUCAUCAGUGUGUUCCCCUUCAAGCAAGUCUGAAACCACAUCCAUGGAGAAAGUAAAGAAGAAGGAAUCAAAGAGUGGGGAAAAAAGACGAGGAAGACCUCCAACACUUACAAGUGUGAAGUUCAAAUUGUCACAGGACAAGGACACAUCGGACAUUCAGAAGGGCAGCAAAGAAGAAAAAGAGAGUCUGAAAAAAAUCAAAAGAUCACCAUCCACUACAUUUCAGCAAGCAACUAAAAUCAAGAAAUUAAGAACUAGUAAGCUUUCCCCGCUGAAAUCUAAAUUUAAGCCUGGGGCAAAACUUCAGAUUGGGAGGAAGAGUGUUCAGAUUGUGCGCAGGAGAGGCAGGCCACCGUCCUCUGAACGUUUAAAGACUUCCUCAACUUUAGUCAUAAACUCACAGCUGGAGAAGCCCCAGAGGAUUCGCAAAGAAAAGGAUGGCACACCACCUCUCACGAAGGAAGAUAAGGCUGCUGUCAGACAGAGUCCACGCAGGAUUAAACCUGUUAGGAUUAUACCUUCCACCAAAAGGACGGAUGCUGCAAUUGCUAAGCAACUCUUGCAGAGGGCUAAAAAGGGAGCACAAAAAAAGAUUGAGAAAGAAGCAGCCAAACUGCAGGGCAGGAAGGGGAGAACCCAGCUCAAAAAUAUUCGGCAGUUCAUCAUGCCAGUUGUGAGUGCAAUCUCUUCACGGAUUAUCAAAACACCCAAACGGUUUAUUGAGGAUGAAGACUAUGAUCCUCCUAUUAAAAUAUCCAGACUAGAAUCCACACCAAACAGCAGGUUCAGCACUACAUCUUGUGGCUCCAGUGAAAAGUCCAGUGCUGCUUCUCAGCAUUCCUCUCAGAUGUCUUCAGAUUCCUCACGGUCCAGCAGCCCCAGCGUGGAUACGUCUACAGACUCCCAGGCUUCUGAGGAGAUGCAGAUGCUUUCUGAGGAGCGAAGCAAUACUCCAGAAGUUCACACUCCCCUGCCUGUUUCUCAGUCCCCUGAAAAUGAUAACGGUGAUAGGAGAAAUAGAAGGUUUUCGAUAACAGAAAGAAGUUUUGGCCAGAGGACUGCAAAAAAGCUGUCAGCCUUACCAAGUGUGCCACAGCAGCAGUCUUCCUCCUCUCCUCCUCCCCCUUUGCUCACUCCCCCCCCACCGCUGCAGCCUGCUUCAAGCAUCUCAGACCAUACCCCUUGGCUUAUGCCUCCAACCAUACCCUUAGCCUCACCCUUUCUUCCUGCUUCUGCUGCACCAAUGCAAGAGAAACGAAAAUCAAUUCUGCGAGAGCCAACAUUUAGGUGGACCUCCCUGAAACAUUCUAGGUCAGAGCCACAGUACUUCUCAUCAGCAAAGUAUGCCAAAGAGGGUCUUAUUCGCAAACCGAUAUUUGAUAACUUCAGACCCCCGCCACUAACACCAGAGGACGUUGGCUUUGCAUCUGGCUUCUCAACACCAGGUGCGACAGCACCCACGCGUCUCUUUUCACUUCACUCUGGAGCCAGGUUUGAUAUGCACAAGAGGAGUCCUCUGCUGCGAGCGCCACGAUUCACACCAAGCGAGGCCCACUCCCGGAUCUUCGAGUCUGUAACUUUGCCCUCUUCAGUUGGUCGCGCCACUACAGGGACCUCUGCCACCAGCACGUCCUCUCGGAGACGGAAGAGGAAAGCAUUCAGCCCCAUCCGAUCAGAACCCAGAUCUCCUUCGCACUCCAUGAGGACGAGAAGCGGAAGGCUUAGUACCUCUGACCUGACAGCUCUCACCCCACAGUCUUCUGUCUCUUCCUCAUUAACUAGUAUUUCAGUUAGUUCUCUUGCCACUAGUGCCUUAAAUUCAACUUUCACUUUUCCCUCCCAUUCCCUAUCACAGUCUGGGGAAUCAGCAGAAAGAAGCCAGAGACCAAGGAAGCAGACGAGUGCUCCAGCAGAACCUUUCUCGUCUGGUAGCCCUACUCCUCUCUUCCCGUGGUUCACAUCGAGUCCCCAGACAGAGAAAGGCAAAAACAAGGACAGAGCAGCAGAAGAACUCUCCAAAGAUAAAGAUGCUGACAAAGGCCUGGAGAAGGACAAGGGCAGAGAGAAAGACAGAGAGAGAGAAAAGGAGAACAAACGAGAGUCAAGGAAAGAGAAAAGGAGAAAAGGGUCAGAAAUACAAAGUAGCACUGCUUUGUUUCCUGUAGGUAAAAUGCCCAAAGAAAAAGUCAGCGAAGACACUGCAGCAUCAUCGUCUGCCAAAAAAACUGCAGGGCGGAAGAAGUCUACAGCAGUAGAUCCCACAGCAGAUGUUUCCACUGCUGCUCUGGUAGAUACGACUGUCAAAACCAAAACAUCCAAGAAAGGUAGAGGGGGGCUGGACAAAUCAGACCUGGAACUCAGCCCUACUGUCCCGUCAUUGGAGAAGGAAAAAGCUCUGCGUCUUUCUGCUCCUUCAUCAAGCACUGUUAAACAUUCUGCUUCCUCCAUCAGUUCUAUGUUGGCUCAAGCAGACAAACUGCCAAUGACUGACAAGAGGGUAGCCAGUCUUCUGAAAAAGGCAAAAGCUCAGCUGUACAAGAUUGAGAAGAGCAAGUCCCUCAAACAAGCAGAUCAGCCAAAAGCACAGGGGCAAGAGAGUGAUUCAUCAGAAACGUCAGUCCGAGGACCACGAAUAAAACAUGUUUGCAGGAGAGCAGCUGUCGCGCUGGGCCGCAAGCGAGCAGUGUUUCCUGAUGACAUGCCCACUCUGAGUGCCUUACCGUGGGAAGAGCGGGAGAAGAUACUGUCUUCCAUGGGGAAUGAUGAUAAGUCAUCGAUAGCUGGCUCAGAAGAGGCUGAACCUCUUGCUCCACCUAUCAAGCCUGUUAAGCCGGUCACCAGAAACAAGGCACAGCAAGAACCUCCGGUGAAGAAGGGCCGGCGCUCCAGGCGCUGCGGGCAGUGUUCGGGCUGCCAGGUUCCAGAGGACUGUGGUGUCUGCACUAACUGUCUAGACAAACCCAAGUUUGGUGGGCGCAAUAUAAAGAAGCAGUGCUGCAAAAUGAGGAAAUGUCAGAAUCUACAGUGGAUGCCUUCAAAAGCUUAUCUCCAGAAGCAAGCUAAAGCUGCAAAAAAGAAAGAGAAGAAAUCCAAGACAAAUGAGAAGAAAGAAAGCCAUUCUGGAAAAAACCAGUUGGACUCUGGACAGAAACAAACUCCUCAGGCUGUUGUACCAAGAGAAGACAAUUCUGGGAAGAAGAGCAAUGAGCCUGCCCGUAAGCCUGUUGAGGAAAAGCAUGAGGAUGGGAAUUCCUCCGUUCCUGUGUCAGAGCCCAAACAGGUCCCUGCAUCUGGUACCAGAAAGACUGGCAAGCAGAUUUCCCAGCCAGUCCAACUCCCUCCUUCUCAGCCAUCAAGCUCAGGACCUUUGAAAAAAGAAGCACCUAAACUUAGCACUUCUGAGCCCAAGAAAAAGCAGACUCCCCAGCCAGAAAUAGGCACAGAACAAAGCAAACAGAAAAAAAUUGCUCCCCGUCCAACUUUCCCUGUGAAACAGAAACCAAAAGAAAAGGAAAAGCCCCCUCCUCUAAGCAAGCCAGAGAGCAGCACACUGAACUUGCUCAGCACUCUGACUAACGGCAGCAGUUCCAAGCAAAAGCCACCUACAGAUGGAGUCCACAGAAUCCGGGUGGAUUUCAAGGAGGACUGUGAAGUGGAGAAUGUUUGGGAGAUGGGUGGGUUAGGCAUCGUCACCUCGGUACCUAUUACUCCCAGGGUGGUGUGUUUUCUCUGUGCCAGCAGUGGACAUGUGGAGUUUGUAUAUUGCCAGGUCUGCUGUGAGCCCUUCCACAAGUUCUGCCUGGAGGAGAGUGAGCGACCCCAGGAAGACCAGCUGGAGAACUGGUGCUGCCGUCGCUGCAAGUUCUGCCACGUCUGUGGGAGACAGCACCAGGCCACCAAGCAAUUGCUGGAGUGUAACAAGUGCCGAAACAGCUAUCACCCCGAGUGCCUGGGCCCCAACUACCCAACAAAACCCACCAAGAAAAAGAAAGUUUGGAUAUGUACCAAAUGUGUUCGCUGCAAGAGCUGUGGUUCAACAACACCCGGCAAAGGGUGGGAUGCACAGUGGUCUCAUGACUUCUCCCUGUGUCAUGAUUGUGCCAAACUCUUUGCUAAAGGAAAUUUUUGUCCUCUCUGUGACAAAUGUUAUGAUGAUGACGACUAUGAGAGCAAGAUGAUGCAGUGUGGGAAAUGUGACCGCUGGGUCCACUCCAAAUGUGAAAACCUUUCUGAUGAAAUGUAUGAGAUACUCUCCAACUUGCCCGAGAGCGUUGCAUACACCUGCAUUAACUGUACAGAGCAGCACCCUGCAGAAUGGCGUCUGGCACUGGAAAAGGAGCUGCAGAUUUCCUUGAAGCAGGUUUUAACAGCCCUGUUGAAUUCCAGAACUACCAGCCACUUACUGCGGUAUCGACAGGCAGCAAAACCGCCUGAUUUAAAUCCUGAGACAGAAGAGAGUAUCCCAUCCAGAAGCUCUCCUGAGGGUCCCGAUCCUCCUGUCCUAACAGAAGUCAGUAAACAGGAGGAACAGCAACCUCUCGAUCUGGAAGGAGUGAAAAGAAAAAUGGAUCAAGGAAGUUACACUUCUGUGUUGGAUUUUAGUGAUGACGUCGUGAAGAUAAUUCAAGCAGCCAUUAAUGCUGAUGGUGGGCAGCCAGAGAUUAAGAAAGCAAACAGCAUGGUCAAGUCCUUCUUUAUUCGGCAAAUGGAGCGUGUUUUUCCAUGGUUCAGUGUAAAAAAGUCCAGAUUCUGGGAGCCAAAUAAAGUAACAAGCAACAGCGGUAUGUUGCCGAAUGCGGUGCUGCCCCCGUCACUCGACCAUAAUUACGCUCAAUGGCAGGAGCGUGAAGAGAACAACCGCACUGAACAGCCCCCUCUGAUGAAGAAAAUCAUUCCAGCUCCAAAACUCAAAGGGCCUGGAGAGCCAGAUUCACCAACUCCCCUACAUCCUCCUACACCUCCCAUCUCUGGCUCUGACAGAAGCAGAGAGGAUAGUCCUGAACUGAACCCACCUCCAGAUGUGGAAGACAACAGGCAGUGUGCAUUGUGCCUGAAAUACGGUGAUGACAGUGCUAAUGAUGCUGGACGUCUUCUCUAUAUUGGCCAAAACGAAUGGACACAUGUGAACUGUGCUUUGUGGUCAGCAGAAGUGUUUGAAGAUGAUGAUGGUUCUCUGAAAAAUGUGCACAUGGCUGUGAUCCGGGGAAAGCAGCUGAGGUGUGAGUUCUGCCAGAAGUCAGGUGCCACAGUAGGCUGCUGCCUCACUUCCUGUACCAGUAACUAUCAUUUCAUGUGCUCACGAGUCAAGAACUGUGUCUUUCUGGAUGAUAAGAAAGUUUAUUGCCAGAGACAUCGUGACUUGAUCAAAGGAGAGGUGGUUCCUGAGAAUGGGUUUGAAGUUCUUAGGAGAGUUUUUGUGGACUUCGAAGGGAUCAGUUUGAGAAGAAAAUUUCUUAGUGGCUUGGAACCAGAGAACAUCCACAUGAUGAUUGGUUCAAUGACGAUAGACUGCUUAGGAAUUCUGAAUGACCUCUCAGACUGUGAAGAUAAGUUGUUUCCCAUUGGCUAUCAGUGCUCCAGGGUGUACUGGAGCACAACAGAUGCCAGGAAGCGCUGUGUGUAUACCUGCAAGAUCAUGGAGUGCCGACCUCCGGUCAUAGAACCUGACAUCAACAGCACUGUAGAGCAUGAUGAUAAUCGAACAAUUGCUCAUAGCCCAGUUCCCCUUACAGAAAUUCUACCAAAAGACACCCGAAAUACACCUGAAAUUGUAAACCCACCAUCACCAGAUCGUCCCUUGCAUUCUCAGACCUCUAGUUCCUGUUACUAUCCAGUGGUCUCAAAGGGUCCCAGGAUCAGGGCACCAAGUUACCCAUCUGCACAGAGGUCUCCUGGCUCAAGGCCAUUACCCUCUGCAGGAAGUCCUACCCCAGUGACCCAUGAAAUAGUGACAGUAGGAGAUCCUUUGCUAUCCUCAGGACUUAAGAGCAUUGGUUCUCGGAGACACAGCACCUCUUCUUUGUCACAGCAACAAUCAAAACUCCGGAUGAUUUCCCCUACACGAGCUGGGAACACGUACUCGAGGCACAGUGUGUCUUCAGUUUCCAGCAUGGGAGCCUCUUCAGAACAUGAACCGACUGUCAAAAGUACUGACCGCUUUGUGGGGUCGGUGAGCACAGGUCCUCCGAGUGCUCCACUUCAAAGUUGCUCUACCAGUUCAGGCUCACAGAAAACAGUGGCUGCAACUGGAAAUAAAACUUACCAGCUGGAUGCAUCUCAAUCUACAGAAGGGAAACAUUCCAGCAGUUCAGAUUUAAUAGCCAAAGGUGCACCUUUGAAGGGGGAGAAAAUGAAAACCUCAAAGGACCCAGAUUAUUCGUCUCAUACUUUCGUUUCUGGAGGAAAUUCCAAAGUGUCCACUCAGCCAACCAGUUCAUCAGGCACAGAAAUGAGUAAAAUAGGAACCUUUCAAGAGUGUUCAGGAUCAUUUUCUUCCAAAGAAGCAAUACCCUUUCCACCUUUGCAUCAGAGAGUCACAAGGAAAGACAGAGAUCAGCACAUGGAAACUUUACAGCCAGAGAAAACAACUGUGGUUGAUGAGAUGGAUGCAAAAACCUUGAAGGCUGCUGGACUAAACAACAGAUCUCCUGCAGCAAGUGAGCAGGUAGUUGCUGCCCCCAGAGAUAAACGUCAGAAAGGCAAAAAGUUAAUGAAAGACAGUUUUAAAGAGAAGCAUUCCUUGAAAUCUCUUACAGAGACAAGUCAAACAGUAGGCAGUGAUGAACUGAAACCAGACUUUGGCAAUCAGGGUUUGGCAACUGAAAAAAUUACCCAGAGGUUAUGUAAUAAUAUUCCUGCUGAAAAAGCUGGUGAGAAGUCUCCAUCUUCACAAGGGCCAUCCAGAGGGUCUGCAGUGCAGGUUGAAGCAGCCCCUAAGGAAUCGCAGGCACCCAGGAAACGAACUGUUAAAGUCACUUUGACUCCUCUCAAGAUGGAAAGUGAAAACCAGUCUAAAAAUGCACAGCAGGAAAGUGAUGCUGAAACUCAGUCUGCAGGGGCAGACCUGACUGCUUUGGCAGAGCCCUCCUCAGCUUCAGAAGGCCCAGAAGAGAACCCUGCAAUUCAGGGAAGUCCAAAUGAAGCACCAACACAGGAAUCUCAAAAUAACACAUAUGAAAAUUUGGCCAUUCGGGAUAAUAGCUUGAUGCUUCAGGAUGGCGCUAAAGCUCAAGAAGAAGGCUCAUACAAGCGGAGGUAUCCAAGGAGAAGUGCUCGGGCCAGAUCCAAUAUGUUCUUUGGACUGACUCCUCUGUAUGGUGUGAGGUCCUAUGGAGAGGAAGACAUUCCCUUCUACAGUAACUCAGCUGGCAAGAAGCGAGGGAAGCGGUCUGCAGAAGGACAAGUGGAUGGAGCAGAUGACUUGAGCACAUCAGAUGAAGACGACUUGUACUACUACAAUUUCACAAGGACAGUGGUUUCCUCAAACACGGAGGAGAGGCUCACAUCCCAUAGCUUAUUCAGGGAGGAGGAGCAGCAGUGUGAUCUUCCAAAAAUCUCACAGCUAGACGGUGUGGAUGAUGGAACUGAAAGUGAUACAAGUGUCACAGCAACAACCAGAAAAGUCAGCCAGGUAACUAAAAGGAGUGGCAAAGAGAAUGGGACAGAGAACUUAAAGCUGGAUAGAGCUGAAGAAGCUGGUGAGAAAGUGCAAGUCACCAAGAGCUCCACCAUCCACAAAACUGACCCCAAGAUUGAUAACUGCCACCCUGUGAGCAGGGUUAAAGCUCAGGGUCAGGACUCUCUGGAAGUGCAGCUGAGCUCGUUGGAAACAGGCCGCAGGGCUCAUGCAAGUACACCUGCCGACAAGAACCUGCUGGACACUUUCAACACAGAACUUCUGAAAUCUGACUCAGACAAUAACAACAGUGAUGACUGUGGGAACAUACUCCCUUCAGACAUCAUGGACUUUGUGCUGAAGAACACACCGUCUAUGCAGGCCUUGGGGGAAAGUCCAGAGUCCUCAUCAUCUGAACUCCUGACCCUUGGAGAAGGUUUAGGUCUUGACAGCAACCGUGGAAAGGAUAUGGGUUUGUUUGAGGUGUUCUCUCAGCAGCUGCCCACCACUGAACCAGUGGACAGCAGUGUCUCUUCCUCCAUAUCAGCAGAAGAGCAGUUUGAAUUGCCACUGGAGCUUCCUUCCGAUCUCUCUGUUCUGACCACUCGCAGCCCUACGGUGCCCAGCCAAAAUCACAACAGGCUUGCUGUCAUUUCGGAGUCUUCACUUUCCUCCUCAGGAGAGAGGUCAAUGCUUGCCUUGCCUUCCACAGAGUCUGGGGAGAAGAGAGUGACAGUCACAGAAAAAUCUGCCUCCGGGGAAGGUGAUGCGGCUCUCCUGAGUCCAGGAGUAGACCCAAGCCCCGAAGGACACAUGACUCCUGAUCACUUCAUCCAGGGUCACAUAGAUGCAGAGCAUAUAGCCAGCCCAGCCUGUGGCCCUGUCGAGCAAGGACAUGGCAGCAACCAAGAUUUAACAAGAAACAGCGGGACUCCAGGUAUCCAGGUGCCAGUAUCACCUACUGUUCCCCUCCAGAGCCAGAAGUAUGUGCCAAACUCCACUGACAGUCCUGGCCCCUCUCAAAUCUCCAAUGCUGCGGUGCAGACUACACCACCCCACCUCAAGCCAGCUGCAGAAAAACUUCUGGUAGUUAACCAAAACAUGCAGCCCCUGUACGUCCUCCAAACUCUUCCCAAUGGUGUCACCCAAAAGAUACAGUUAACGCCUUCUGUUAGUUCUGCACAGAGUGUGAUGGAAACCAACACUUCAGUGUUGGGGCCCAUGGGGAGCGGGCUCACGCUGACCACAGGGUUGAAUCCGAGCUUGCCUCCAUCGCAGUCAUUAUUCCCUCCCACGAGCAAGGGUCUACUGCCCAUGUCGCAUCACCAGCAUAUACAUCCCUUCUCCACACCUGCUCAGACAGGCUUCCCACCAAACAUCAGCAGUCCUUCACCAGGUCUUCUAAUCGGGGUGCAGCCACCCACUGAUCCUCAGCUCUUAGUGUCUGAAGCUAGUCAGAGGACAGACCUAGGUACUGCUGCUUCUACACCAGCUGCUGCCCUGGGCAAGAAACGGCCCAUAUCUCGUCUGCAGUCACGGAAGAACAAGAAGCUGGCUCCUUCUGGAACUCCUUCUGCUAUAGCUCCUUCUGAUAUGGUCUCCAACAUGACCUUAAUUAAUUUUGCUCCUUCCCAGAUUUCUAAUCACCCGUUGGAUUUGGGAACCAUUGCUAAUUCAACAUCCCAUAGAACUGUUCCUAAUAUUAUCAAAAGGUCAAAGUCUGGGGUCAUGUAUUUUGAGCAAGCAUCUUUGCUCCCGCAAGGUGGGACCACUACUGCAGUCAGCACAUCUCCCAGCAUUAUUGGUGCAGAUGCCAGUCACCUCCCAGCAGGGCCUGUAUCAGGCCUAACAUCGAGUUCCUCGGUGCUGAAUGUCGUAUCCAUGCAGGCCACAGCAGCCCCUAGUACUGGUGGGUCAGUUCCUGGUCACGUUUUGGGACAAAGUUCUGUAACGUUAACAAGCCCCGGAUUAUUGGGGGACCUUGGUCCGAUAAGCAACCUCCUGAUCAAAGCUAGUCAGCAAAGCCUUGGUCUUCAGGAGCAGCACAUGACUUUACCACCAAGUUCUGGGAUGUUUUCUCAAUUGGGAGCAUCUCAGACUCCGUCUACGGCAGCCAUGACAGCUGCCUCGAGCAUAUGUGUUCUACCCUCAGCACAGACAAUGGGCAUGACAGUCGCUCCAUCGUCUGCUGACCCAGAAGGCUCGUACCAGCUUCAGCACAUGACACAGCUUUUAGCCAACAAACCCGGGGUUGCAUCCUCCCAGCUGGACCUUAGCACAGUUUCGGCAACGACACAGUUGUCAAGCUUUCCACAGCUGGUCGAUGUUCCAAACAAUACCGGACUCGAACAAAGCAAGGCUUCCUCGUCAGUGAUGCAUGCCAGUUCAGCAUCUCCAGGAGGCUCCCCAUCACCUGGCCAGCAGUCUGCAAGUAGCUCUGUGCUGGGUGCCACGAAAAUGAAGCCAAAAGUCAAACGCAUCCAGCCAUUGUUAGACAAAGGGAAUGGAAAGAAGCACAAAACUUCUCACGCAUGGGCUGGUUCUUCUGAAGCUCACGUUCCUGAAAAAGGGACUGUUGCUGUACCCCAGGUCUUGGCUACAGGGACUCCUGCUGUGAAGGCAGAUGCGCAGGAUGCAGCCAGUGUUGAUCAGCCGUUGCAAAAUCCACAUGGGCAGUCUGCAGGGCAACUGGCUGUGGUCCCAGAACCUCAAUCAACGCAGAACUCAAUAAAUGAGCAAGAAAAUGCAGGCUCAAAAGCUCUCGAGGAAGAAGAGAGCACUUUCAGCUCCCCUCUUAUGUUUUGGCUUCAGCAAGAACAGAAGAGGAAAGAGUGUCUUGGUGAGAAGAAACCGAAAAAAGGUUUGGUUUUUGAGAUCUCUAGUGAUGAUGGCUUUCAGAUCUGCGCAGAAAGCAUUGAAGAUGCCUGGAAGUCGCUGACUGACAAGGUGCAAGAGGCCCGUUCGAAUGCCCGCCUGAAGCAGCUGUCCUUUGCAGGUGUGAAUGGUCUGAGGAUGUUGGGGAUUAUCCAUGAUACUGUUGUGUUCCUGAUAGAGCAACUGUACGGAGCGAAGCACUGCCACAAUUACAAGUUCAGAUUUCACAAGCCAGAGGAGGCCAAUGAACCUCCUUUAAACCCACAUGGCUCUGCUCGGGCUGAAGUCCACCUGAGGAAAUCUGCAUUUGAUAUGUUUAAUUUCUUGGCGUCUAAACACCGACAGCCACCAGAAUACAACCCAAAUGAUGAGGAAGAGGAAGAAGUGCAGCUGAAAUCAGCCCGGAGGGCGACCAGUAUGGAUCUGCCAAUGCCCAUGCGCUUCCGGCACUUGAAGAAGACCUCCAAGGAGGCAGUUGGUGUCUACAGGUCUCCUAUCCAUGGCCGGGGUCUGUUCUGCAAAAGGAACAUCGAUGCAGGUGAGAUGGUGAUUGAAUAUUCAGGCAAUGUCAUUCGCUCCAUCCUCACUGACAAACGAGAGAAAUACUACGACAGUAAGGGCAUUGGGUGCUACAUGUUCCGCAUUGAUGACUCUGAGGUGGUGGAUGCCACCAUGCACGGGAACGCGGCUCGCUUCAUCAACCACUCCUGUGAGCCCAACUGCUACUCCCGGGUCAUCAACAUCGAUGGCCAGAAACACAUCGUCAUCUUUGCCAUGCGCAAAAUCUACCGAGGGGAAGAGCUCACCUAUGACUAUAAGUUCCCCAUUGAAGACGCCAGCAACAAACUGCCCUGUAACUGCGGUGCCAAGAAGUGCAGGAAGUUUUUAAACUAGAACUUCCAUGAGAUGCAAGUGAGCCCUGCAGGGCCUGGGGUGAACCAAAGCUUUGAGUGAGCGAGGCCCUCCCCAGCCAGUCAGAUGGGACAGAGAGGCCAGAAGCAGGAGUGAAGAUGGACUGGGCUCAGGGACCUGAGACUGGCAGCUGUGUUUGUCCGAGUCCACAUCUUCAUGUCUCGCAUGUGCACACUCACCCUUGUGAGAGACAUGGGCGGCUGGAGAAGAUCCUCAGCAUGGUUAUGUUUUUGCUAUUCUCAUUUCCCCCCGCCUCCAUAUUUGUUUCUCAGCGUGGGGCUAAUGAGUGGGAGAGGAGAGGGAAGGUCA